Molecule: messenger RNA, 654 nt
Organism: Symbiodinium sp. CCMP2592
Lineage: Eukaryota; Dinophyceae; Suessiales; Symbiodiniaceae
Source: the annotation of a GenBank genome assembly
AUGAACGACUUGACGGUGGGUCAAGGUGGCCCCGCAGUUCCUGGGUCAGUGGAGAAAGAUGUCGGCUUGGGCGGUGCCUCGGAAGCUUCGACCUGUGCGAUAGCUUUGAGGUGGCAGCAAGUGCCCGAUGCUCCCCCGAUUGCCUUGGUGACAGACUCUGCCCUGACGGUGGGCCAAGCUGGUUGCUUCCCGCAGCUGCCCGCAACGGCGCAGGCAGUGCUUCUCAGACUGCCUGACGCACGGACUGCUGCGCGUGUCAAGCAAGCAGACCCUGCUGUUAUAUUGGUGGAUGUUCCGUCACAGGUUGCCGUGGUGCCCACGAUCUGCAGAGCGGCUUUAGGCCGCUUCAGAUCUGCCGCUCAAGGGGGUUUGGCAGCCAUUGUGGCCGAGAGGAAGGCUGUGAACGUUGCCGAGCUCUUGUCUCGGCGCUGGAAGCUGGUUUCCCACGCAGGCCUGGCAACUCGCAGGACUUCACGGAACUCAGGCCAAAUGAACGACCUGACGGUGGGUCAAGGUGGCCCCGCAGUUCCUGGGUCAGUGGAGAAAGAUGUCGGCUUGGGCGGUGCCUCGGAAGCUUCGACCUGCGCGAUAGCUUUGAUUUGGCAGCAAGUGCCCGAUGCUCCCCCGAUUGCCUUGGUGACAGACUCUGCCUGA